AUCUUGUAGGCAAUAUUUGCUUAGUAGCCAUGGAAAAUGUGACGUCAUACAGGUUUUAUAGCACCACCUUACUUUGCAAUCAAAAUAAAGACCACGAGAACUGCACUUGGUGGUUUAGAUUCUGUUUUCAAUCCCAGGGCUUUAUCAAAACAGAAUGACUGGCCGGAACCGGGGAAAGGGAAAGAGAGGUGGAGGACCCUACCGCAAUGUCAAGACGAAUCACAACUGCGCCCGCAGCUUUGCCCAGCAGGAGAACGAACUGGCCAGCAGCAGUGAAAGCAACAGCUCGGAUUCUGACUCCUCGGGGGCGGGAGCCAAGGACGAUCUCGGCCAGCCGCCGGAGUUCUCGGUGGCCAUGUGGGACCUCAAUCACUGCGAUCCAAAGAAGUGCUCCGGCAGGAAACUGGCGCGCCUGGGACUGAUUUCCAAUCUCCGAUUGGGUCAGAAGUUUCCCGGCCUCGUCCUCUCGCCUGUUGGCUCGUUGUGUGUCAGUCCACUGGACCGGGAUGUGGUGGCCUCCUCGGGCGUGGCCGUUAUCGACUGCUCAUGGGCCAAGCUGGACGAGACACCCUUCGGCCGGAUGCGCAGCCCACAUCCGCGUCUGUUGCCCUUCCUGGUGGCCGCAAAUCCCAUUAACUAUGGCAAACCCUGCAAGCUCAGCUGCGUAGAGGCCAUUGCCGCCACUCUGCACAUCUGUGGAUUCACGGAGGAGGCCCGUUGGUUUCUGGGAAAGUUUUCCUGGGGUCACGCCUUCCUGGAGCUGAACGACAAGCUUCUCAACGCGUAUGCCGCCUGCAAGAGCAGCGAUGAGAUCGUCAAGGUGCAGAACGAGUACCUGGAGCAGGAGCAGAAGGAGCGGGAUAAGCCCAGGGACUUGCGUGACUUUUAUCCCACCAGCAGCAGCAGUAGUAGCGAGUCCGAAAACGAGGACGAUGAUGAAGAGGCGGAAGCGAAGCCGAAGAACUAAUUUUUACAAGGUGCUGACAAUUUAUUAGCAUUAUUACCAUUAGCUUAUUACAAAUCA
Molecule: messenger RNA, 1024 nt
Organism: Drosophila subpulchrella
Lineage: Eukaryota; Metazoa; Arthropoda; Insecta; Diptera; Drosophilidae
Product: 18S rRNA aminocarboxypropyltransferase
Exons: 1
Coding region: 155-967 (270 amino acids)
Biological process (GO): maturation of SSU-rRNA
Molecular function (GO): rRNA small subunit aminocarboxypropyltransferase activity
Source: RefSeq, a predicted model, not a curated record